This is a messenger RNA of Mizuhopecten yessoensis (Yesso scallop), 1336 nucleotides long. RefSeq lists its product as uncharacterized. The transcript has 5 exons. The record is from RefSeq and is a predicted model, not a curated record. NCBI's taxonomy places the organism in Eukaryota, Metazoa, Mollusca, Bivalvia, Pectinida, Pectinidae. The coding region runs from base 75 to 920 and encodes 281 amino acids.
UUACCUUUGUAUCACUCACACACAUUUUCUGUCUGUACUGCUGAUUACCCAUUCUGUAUGUGUUACAUUUUGUUAUGACUGUGUUCCAUUACCUUUGUAUCACUCACACACAUUUUCUGACUGUACAGUACCCGUUCUCCUGUGCGAUACAUUUGGCCAUGCCUGUGGACAAAAUCGUCAAGAAAUACCAGACACAAUGUGCCCAGAAACCUGACGUGGCUGCAAAGCUUGCAGCGGGCAAAGAGGCUGACCCAUGCAAACCACAGCCUGCAGGGGGUCAGAGUGACGAAGUCAGCUUUGUUAGAACAAAAAACAGAGCGACUAACUUUGCAAAUGCCAUCAAAGGAUUUGUGGACUACUUCAAGUCCACUGACAGGCUAGUGUAUGUGGAUAUCUAUGAGAAGGAAGCUGAUGACAUUCUAUCAAACUUGUGUGACUUCUUUGCAGAACACAAUUACUCAGUACUAGGAAAUUCCAAAACCCUGAUGCUGUUCAACUUCAGUAACAAUGACCUUGACAUUGAUGCAGUGCUGAUGGGUGCAGUAAUUGGCGUUCAAACUGUUGAUAUGGAGCAAUUUUGUACGACUGACCAAAAACCAGAAGAAGCAAUGUCUGCUUUGUGUGAAAAGAUGGAAGUGAUCAACCAGAAUAACCCUGGAUCUACAGCUUUUAUUAUCAAUACCUCUGGAACCCCUGUCACGAAAACCUGUCUCGAUGUGGCGUCUGGCAAGGAGGUGAUGUUCCAGGACAGUAGAGACGCUGAGGUGACCUCCUUCCUGCCGCUCUGUAUCGCCAAUAACAAGGCUUCAGUCAAGGUGCAGGCUGUGGCUUCAAACACCUACGUACUACUUUUCUCCAAGGAUGUGCCAAUCAACCUGUGUCGCUGGAUCACAAUACAAAUGAAGAAGAGUAGGAGUUAGAUAUAAAACACUACCCAAAUUUGAUAUUCUUAUCUUAGAAGCAAAAUAGGUGCUAGUUUGAACAGAAAUAGAUAUAUGUUGUUUGCCAAAAGCAUCUUUGCAAGUUUAAAGAAUUUUAAUUAUUCUUGAUGGAGGCAUUUGAUUUAGAAAUAUGUGAUACAGAUGUAGCUAUAGCCCAUCAGAGUGUUUGGAAUCAUCUAUUAUCACUUUAGGAUGAAUUUUAUUGUUGUUAAAUACUGCAUCUUACAGUCUAUUUAAGGGAUCUUUUACAGUGUAAAAUAUAAUAGUAUGUUUUGUUCAGAAAGGUGGUAAACAAUUAUUCUAUAUGGGAAUCAAAAGUUGAAGACACAGCGAUUUUUCUCCAGAUGGAAGGGAGACAAUAUGUAAGUUUUCAAUAAACAUGGUGCAACUUGAAA